UUAAUCUAUUUUUCCUGUGAAAAUUCAGUUUUUUCAAUUUUAAAUUUUUAAUGUAAAUUUGGUUGAAGUGUUUGAGUAUAAUUUCCAGCUGAGCUGAUCAUGUUAAUUUUCUGGGUUUAAUCUGUUUUUUUAAUGGGUAUUGUUUACAUCUUCAAAAUUCUGAUAGUUUUUUUUUUGGAUGAAUUUUGGCUAAUUUUCACUUCCUGCUUUAAUCUUCUUUAUGCUUUCUGAAGAUCAUCCCUUUGAAUCUUCUUAUCCUUUUAUUUAUUUUCUUAUUUUUUCUGGGAAUUUCGACGUUUAUUAGCUUUAGUUUUAGAGUUAGCAAUAAAAUUAUGGAAAAUUCAGAGAAUCAACCAAAUGUGUGUAGUUUACAUCAUGGUGUUGGAAGUGAGAUUUACUCAAAAAUGAAUUAUGUUUUUUUUCGAGUAAAGGUCAAAUGGGGCGGUUGAUGGAAGAAAUUCGAUUUAUUUGGUGUGGUCAAUUACAGGACCACUAGAAAUUUUCGUAUAGAGUCUAGCAUCACACAUUGUAAGUCAAAGAGCAUUUGAUAUGCCGAAUUUGACACCACCCUUAACCAUCUAUUGAAAGGUACUUCAGUCCACAACACACUUAAGGCAUUAGAAGCUAAGUCAUGUAAUUUGUUAAGAUAAUUAUGUGCUUGAAAAACGAUUAGCCGGUUCUGCUAUCUCUGAUGUACUAAAUUUGUAGAUUUCAGUGUUGUCAGUACUUUUUAUUUCUUACACAGCCUUGGCUGUGAUCCCUAAGAAUUGCUUUACCCAAAUUUCGAGGUUUAAUCAGUUUUUUCGAUUACCCAAAAUGCUGUUGAAAUGAUUCAGGUGAUUGAGCAGUCAUGGAAAUGCUGAAUUUAGCAGGGUAUAUUUCAGCUCUAGUAUCCCUCCAUAAUAAGUCACAAACUCAGAGUUGUAAAUAAUUCAAAUAGUUGUUGAACCCUAUUCUUCAAGUCCAUACAUACUUGCAGACAAGUGAAUAGUCAUUUUCCUUAUAUCUUCUUUCUAAGGGAACCUUUUAUGAUUGUAUUCUUCUUGAUAUCUUCAUUCAAUCGUUCCUUCAUUUGUACGGCAAAGACUCUAAAUGAAGAAGUAUUUCUUUCUUCUAUUACUACUCUCUUGUUGCUUGCUUUCUACUACUAUUUUGUACCAUUCCACUUUAAUUGUCUUCUUAUCCUUCUCUUUUCUUCAAAUAUUAUUUAAUAUUCUCUACAUGAACUUCUCUUUAUAUCCUGCUCUAAUCUAUUUUUUUUGACACGUCCAUGUCUUCUCAGGCAUGUUAGAAAUCAAAGGUGAUAGGGAGGAAUAAGUCGGAAUCUACCUUUAUUGACUAGUGGUAUUUUGAGUUGUCUUUUUCGGGUCAUCUGUGAAUAUACCUCCUACUCCACCUUUGUUUUUUCAUAAUGUUAAAAAAAGUUAUCUGAAGAGAAGAUGUCUUAAACAUUUAUUCUUUCACAUACAGCAUCACCAUGAUAAUUGUGAUAUUUAGGGAUGUUCCCAGUGAUAUCAUCAUAGAAGUUCCUGGAGGGACUUAUGCACUUCAUAAGUUCCCUUUAGUCUCGCGUAGUGGGCGUUUACGCAGGUUAAUAGCUGACUGUCGAGAUUCUGAUAAAUCAAAGAUUGAGCUUCUCAACCUACCUGGAGGUGCUGAAACAUUUGAGCUGGCAGCAAAGUUUUGCUAUGGUAAUAACUUUGAGAUCACACCAGCUAAUGUUGCCCAGCUCUGUUGUGUCUCUGAUUACCUUGAAAUGACUGAAAGUUACUCGAAAGACAGUCUUGGAUCUCGAGCUGAAGAAUACCUUGACAGUGUAGUCUGCAAGAACCUAGAAAUGUGUGUUGAAGUUCUAAAGCAAUGUGAAAAUCUUCUCCCACUUGCUGAUGAGCUGAAAAUAGUUGGCAGAUGCAUUGAUGCUAUAGCUUCUAAGGCAUGUACAGAACAAAUUGCUUCAAGUUUCUCAAGGUUGGAGUACAGCAGCUCAGGGAGGCUCAACUUAAGCCGACCUGUGAAAUGUGACGGGGACUGGUGGAUUGAAGAUCUUUCAGUCCUUCGAGUAGACAUGUAUCAGAGAGUCAUAUCAGCAAUGAAAUGUAGAGGGGUUAGACCAGAGAGUAUAGGUGCUUCUCUUAUAAACUACGCAGAAAAGGAGUUGACAAAGAAAGCCAGCUUGUGGAAUGUCUCUGGUCAAUCAAGACCAGAUGUUAUUGCUGGGGCUGGUAGCAAUGAAAGAAUUGUGGUUGAAACUAUUGUCAGUCUAUUGCCGGUAGAGAAACUAGUCGUGCCACUUAGUUUCCUCUUUGGACUUCUGAGGAGUGCUAUUCUGCUGGACUGUUCUGUUGCUUGCAGGCUUGAUCUAGAGAGAAGGAUAGGAUCCCAAUUAGAUAUGGCCACUUUGGAUGACCUUUUGAUUCCCUCAUUUCGCCAUGCUGGAGAUACGCUAUUUGAUGUGGACACUGUUCAUAGGAUUUUGGUUAACUUCUCUCAGCAAGAUGAUAGUGAAGAAGAAUUGGAAAAUGUUUCUGUUUUUGAAUCAGAAAGUCCUCAAUCACCUUCACAGGGUGCCCUAUUCAAAGUCUCAAAGUUGGUGGACAAUUACCUUGUUGAGAUUGCCCCGGAUGCAAACCUCAAGCUUAACAAGUUCUUAGUUAUUGCAGAAGCUUUGCCAGAACAUGCACGCACCAUUCAUGAUGGACUGUAUAGGGCCAUUGAUGUUUAUUUGAAGGCACAUCAAGGUUUAUCAGAUGCAGAAAAAAGAAAGCUUUGCAAGCUGAUUGACUUCCAAAAGCUCUCACAAGAAGCAGGCGCGCAUGCAGCUCAAAAUGAGCGGCUUCCUCUACAGUCAAUAGUCCAAGUACUCUAUUUCGAGCAGCUAAGACUCCGAAAUGCCCUAGGUUGCUCAUUUCCCGAGGAAGAACCUAAGCCGAUGUUCCAUUCAUGGCGUGUCAAUAGUGGAGCUCUCAGUGCAUCAAUGUCUCCCAAAGACAACUAUGCCUCACUAAGAAGGGAGAAUCGAGAGCUAAAGCUUGAGCUGGCUCGUAUGAGAAUGAGACUCAAUGAUUUAGAAAAAGAUCAUGUUUGUAUGAAAAGGACCAUGCAAAAAUCUGGUUCUCGAAAAUUUAUGAGUUCUUUCUCAAAGAAGCUCGGCAAGCUAAGCUUCUUUGGACAUAGUUCUUCCAGGGCAUCAAGUUCUCCUACUCCUUCAAGACAGUCACAGAGGACAGAUUCUAAGGUUACUGAUAGAACAUAUUAAUGUUAUGGUGCGACGAGCAAUGCAAACAGGAUUUCAAUGGGGUUUCAUCUUCCAUUUUCUUGCCAGUUGCUUGCCAACCUCAGCCCUCAGAAUUUUUUAUAUGAAUUUGUGCUUUUAACUUAGUGAUAACCACUUAUUUUUCAAUCUGAGAAUGUUACAAAGAAAUGGAGAUCCUGUAUUGACUUUGCAGAAAAUCUCUUAUUUUUGGUAUAUAUAUAUAUGCACAGAUGUUAUGAAAAUAUUUAAGCAGUGAAGCAGGAUUGUACCUUAUAUCCAAUGCAAUUUUAUUUUUCCUCA
Messenger RNA from Chenopodium quinoa (quinoa), 3553 nucleotides. Its product is annotated as BTB/POZ domain-containing protein At5g48800-like. Lineage: Eukaryota; Viridiplantae; Streptophyta; Magnoliopsida; Caryophyllales; Amaranthaceae. The record is from RefSeq and is a predicted model, not a curated record. Gene Ontology annotation, molecular function: protein binding. Bases 1478 to 3256 code for a protein of 592 amino acids. The transcript is spliced from 4 exons.